This is a messenger RNA of Akanthomyces muscarius, 1485 nucleotides long. RefSeq lists its product as uncharacterized. Gene Ontology annotation, molecular function: zinc ion binding; DNA-binding transcription factor activity, RNA polymerase II-specific. NCBI's taxonomy places the organism in Eukaryota, Fungi, Ascomycota, Sordariomycetes, Hypocreales, Cordycipitaceae. Gene Ontology annotation, biological process: regulation of DNA-templated transcription. Bases 1 to 1485 code for a protein of 494 amino acids. The record is from RefSeq and is a predicted model, not a curated record. The transcript has 6 exons.
AUGACGCACGUCAAGGCUGGCCAGCGACGCCGCGCCAAGGCACCCAAGUCUCCACGAGUCCGCCGCGUCAAGUGCGACGAGGGUCGCCCAGCCUGCCAUAGAUGUACAUCCACUGGCCGCACAUGCGAUGGCUACGGCCCCAUUGUCGUCGCCACGCCGUCCCCGCCAGUCUCCCUCUCCCAGGUCAAAUACUCGGGACCGGAAUGGCGCUCCUUUCAGUACUUUCACGAAAAGACGCUCAAGCAGCUGUGCACAUUCUUCCCCGACGACUUUUGGACCUCGUACGUCCUGAAAAUCGCAAACACCGAGACCAGCAUCUGGCAUUCCCUCAUCGCCCUGUCCUCGUACCACGAGCUCUUCUCCGAGCAGCGCAUGCCGCGCCAGCAGGUGGAAGACUACUUUGCGCUCAACCAAUACAACUCCUCCAUUAAACAGGUCUUGAACAUGGACAAGAGCUCUAAAAGCGCCCACAUACAGCUUGCGUCUUGUAUCCUUUUCAUCUGCGUCGAGACGCUUCGAGGCCAAAUCCUGCAAGUUGUAAGGCUAGUCACUCUAGGGUAUAGAAUCCUACAAGCAGAAGAUGCCCUGGAUAAAACGUUUCGGCCGCCCGCCCCGGACGCAUCAGACAGGCGAAAGCUUUUUGCUCUCGCCCGCAACUUUCUCAGCCAAGUUGUCUGCCAAAUAUACAUUCUUAUAAACGAUCUUGAUCCUGGCGUCAAUGCCAUUGCCGCCAAUAUUAUCGAGAGCGGCCACGGCCCCGGCCCGCGUGGCUACCGCUUCAACACCACCACCGACGCCCAGUCCGUCCUCAACAGCAUGCGUCUGCACUUUGACCAGUACGACGAGGGCGCGAUCGAGGUAGCGCGCUCCAACCUCGCCGCGUGGACCCUGGCCUUUGACGCCUUCAAGCGCGCUAUGCCGGCCCACCUCGUCACGCCCGCCGAGCGCCGCGCCAUGGCGCUCCUCGAGCUGCGCCGGCUGUACUUUGCCGCCGAGCUCUCCGUCAACCUCGUGCGCGGGCCCGUGGACCCCAUGCUGUGGGACGCCCACCGCGAGUCCUUUGUCAAGAUUCUCGCCCUCGCCGAGAUUGCCAUGGCGCAGGACGACGACGACGGCGGUGACGGCGACGGCGACGGCGGCGGCAGCCGGCCCCAGUUUCACAUGAACUCGGGCCCCGUGCUCGUACUGUACGGCCUGGUGCAGAAGUGCCGCGACAUGGAACUGCGCAUGCGCGCGAUCCGGCUGCUCGCGUCGCAGAACCGCCAAGAGGGCAUAUGGAGCAGCAGGAUGGUGCUGGGUACCGUCCUGCGCGUCGUGGCGAUUGAGCAGCGUGGCCUCGUCAAUCCCAGGACAUGUGCUGAUAUUCCCCGCGAAAACAGGGUGAGCACUAUCAAGGUUGUCGAGAACAGCCCUGGUGACUACACGGUAGGAUUUCUGCUGCACACCGGUUGGCACUGGGAGAAUGCCAGCGCAUUCCUAUCAUAA